Messenger RNA from Onthophagus taurus, 956 nucleotides. RefSeq lists its product as uncharacterized. The record is from RefSeq and is a predicted model, not a curated record. NCBI's taxonomy places the organism in Eukaryota, Metazoa, Arthropoda, Insecta, Coleoptera, Scarabaeidae.
UAGACAGUUACACUUACAUUAAAAUCACUUGAUUAACACCACAGAUUUCAAGAAUAAUACAUCAGAACAUUUAUUAAAUACUCCCAAUUAUUCCGAUUAGUUAAUUUUUUAUAUUCGCAAGAAAGUAUGUUGAUUAGGUCUAAAAUAGAAAAACAUCCUAUUUAACCUAGCUUUUUAGUUAGAAAAAUUGAUAACAAAGUUUUAACGACCAAUUAUUAGCUUCUAAAGUACGUGUAUAACAUUUCGACUACGUUCUCGCGAAACUAGUAACUCAUUUUCAUUCUUAACCAUAAACAUGUCCAAAAGCUACUCUGUAGUGUCUUUGACAAUACUUGUAAUUGUCACUCUAGCUUAUAAUCACAUUGAAGCAGCAGAUAAAAGAUGCCAUAAAGUACCUUUACUUAAAAAUUUUGAUGUCGACAAAGUAACGGGUAAUUGGUAUGGUCAGGAAAUUGGAGACAUGGACGGUGAUGAAAGCUCAAGAAGAUGUUUAGCUUAUAGUGCAUUUACUGAUAAAAAGAAAUCAAAUGCAACUUUUACCGUGAUAAGACUUUUCAAUGGGACAACUACCGUUGGAAAAGCGGAAAUGUAUCAAGUACACCAAAUAAAUGAUACUUCUGAAUUUGAAAGCAAAUGGAAACAAGAUGUCGGAAAGCGAAGUUCUUGGACGAUUGGAACUGACUAUGAUACAUGGUCGACAUGGUACGUUUGUCAACCGGAGCAAGACGAUAGAGGGAUCUUGUUUAUCACAACGAGAGAAAAGUAUCCAAAUGCUGCAACACUCGAGGCAGCACGUAACUCGGCUAGAAAUGCAGGAUUUAAAAUGUCUAAACCCUAUUUGAAACGAGUCGAUCAUUCUCAUUGUUUUAAUUAAAUUUUGAAUGUUUCUGUUAUAAUGUAAUCAUGGUUUUCUUAAAAAUUUGGGAUUAAUAAAUAUGUUUCUAUGGAUAAUGUCA